This is a messenger RNA of Echinops telfairi (small Madagascar hedgehog), 309 nucleotides long. It is a transcript of the gene CCL17, whose product is annotated as C-C motif chemokine ligand 17. Gene Ontology annotation, cellular component: extracellular region. Gene Ontology annotation, molecular function: chemokine activity; CCR chemokine receptor binding. The record is from RefSeq and is a predicted model, not a curated record. Bases 1 to 309 code for a protein of 102 amino acids. NCBI's taxonomy places the organism in Eukaryota, Metazoa, Chordata, Mammalia, Afrosoricida, Tenrecidae. Gene Ontology annotation, biological process: immune response; chemokine-mediated signaling pathway; neutrophil chemotaxis. The transcript is spliced from 3 exons.
AUGACCCCCACGAUGCUGCUGCUUCUGGCUGCCCUCUUCCUGGGGGAUUUUCUGCCACCCACCCAAGCAGCCCGGGCAACCAACGUGGGGCGAGAGUGCUGCACCCAGUACUUCAAAGGAACCAUUCCUUUCAAAAAGCUAAAGUCAUGGUACAGGACGUCCCCGGAUUGCCCCCGCAAAGCCAUCGUGUUUAAGACUGUGCAAGGCAGGGACAUCUGCUCGAAUCCCACGGAGAAGUGGGUGAAGAAGGGAGUUAAGUAUUUGGAAAGGCUUGUGAAGCAGCGGCGCCUUACAGCUCAGGCUUCCUGA